Hyaloperonospora brassicae is the source of this 2355-nucleotide messenger RNA. Lineage: Eukaryota; Oomycota; Peronosporomycetes; Peronosporales; Peronosporaceae. The record is from the annotation of a GenBank genome assembly.
AUGAAGUUCCUCGAACGAGCUGUUGCUGUGGCCAUUGCAGUUGCAGGGCGGAACGCUGUUGCUUCAAUACUCGACCCUGAUGUUGGCGAAGGUUUUAGGUUCCGUGAUCGAACCGUUGAAAGUGCGGUCAAGAAACUGGUCCAAGUUUCGAGCCCUACGGAGAGUAUACUUCAGGUAGACUCUAUCACGGCCAUCCAAGAAACGACGGCGGGCAGCAUGCACCCGACGAGCGGCGGCUAUUUUGCCCCCUUUGGGUUUAAUGAGCCACCAGAGGCUUUGUACAGACGGAACGGUAGCCUUGCACGACUAGCUCCGAUCAUCAACGUCGCUGCGGAAGCUUUGAACCAGCCGAUCCCGACGAACAAAUGGUGGGGAAACUUGAUCCACAUCACGGCUCUCAACACGUCCGAGAACUUUCCAGCAUGGGCUCAGCCGUACGCAUUCAUGCUGCCCAGAGUACCGCCAUAUGGAUUGAUGGCGUACUACCCCUACACGUAUCGUGAGAUGGCACCAGAGAUCAAUGGCACAGUCCAAUGGUACUCACACGGGGUCCACAAUGACCUGACGUUCUCGGCACUCGGUUUCAACGAAACGCGACCAACGUACGAAGUGUACUCGUGGAGUGAUGUGGGUAUCAAGCUCCGACUUUGUGAUCGUGGAACUACCAACUGCAUCGAUUCAGCGCUGUUGAGCGGCAUGGCCUUCGUGUCGGCCACGUACAACUGUCUUACUCCGCGCAUCGACACCGAGCACAACAUCACAUAUGUAGACGAACUGGCACCGGGCAAGUUUGCUAUUUACCUGAAUAACAAUCAGACGUGGAUGCUGUAUGCCAGUGACACGAGCCUGUCGUUGCGUGUGGAGGACUCGGUGACAUUCUCGGUGAACGCGUCGGGAUCGUCCCUUGUUGCGGACGAUAUGUACUCCGGCACGAUUCGAGUCGCAGUACUUCCAGAAGGCGCACCAGACACGCUGUACGACGACUACGUGUCGUGUAUUGUACGGGGUGGCACUGUGUCGAUGGAAUCGCGCACUCAGUACUCGCUGCACUGGGAUGCUGUAGGCAGUAGUUGCGACACUGUGGGUUUGCUGCACUUUGCGCUACCGCACCACGUAGAGUCAAUGAUUGACUCUCCGAUAACGGCUGAGACACCAGGUGCCAUCACGCUCAGAUCAACUACGCGAGGUUUGAUGGUGGGUCAGGUGUCAAUGUGCUGGUCAUUUUGCGUGCCCGAGGCAGAUAUGGAGAUCGACUUUUAUCCAGCUCAGAAACCGACACCUUUUAUGGUUCAGGAAACUGACAUGCUUCGCACCCUGCAAGACGACAUUCUCGCCAACUGGACUAUGGCUACCAAUAGUUGGUACUUUAACGGAAAGGCCUUGCAGAAGUACGCGUCGUUGUGUCUGAUGGCAGCAGACAGCACGGUAGUCGGCUCAGAUACGACGCUGCUGGCGCUUUGUAUCGAGAAGCUGGAGAGGUUGUUCGAACCGUUGCUGAACAACACGAUGUCGCCCCCACUCGUCUACGAAACGCUGUACGGCGGGGUUGUCUCUGGUUUCAUUUUCGACACUGAUCAGUUGUACAUGGACUUUGGCAGUGGGAUCUACAACGACCAUCACUACCACUUUGGCUACUACGUGAUGUCAGCAGCCAUCCUCAAGUACUUGGACCCGACGUGGUAUUUGAUGCCAGAGCUGGAUGAUUUGAUCUGGAUGCUGCUGCGCGACGUGACCAACCCAAGCCUGGAUGAUCCCGUCUACACUCGAUUCCGUCACUUUUCGUGGUUUCACGGCCACUCGUACUCACGUGGCGUGACACUGCUGGACCACGGCAAAGAUCAAGAGAGCACGUCUGAAGAUCUGAACUUUUACUGCGGCAUGACAUUGUGGGGCAGAGAGACUGGCCACAAGGUCCUGGAAGACCUCGGCAGUCUGAUGCUGCGUCUGAACGCUCAUUCGGUCCGCGAGUAUUUCCUGCUUUCGACAGGUAACAAGAUUCACCCGCCUGAGAUCGUGCGAAACCGAGUCACUGGCAUUUUCUUUGACAACAAGGUGUACUACAACACGUGGUUCCUGAACGAGAAGUACGCGAUCCACGGCAUUCAGAUGAUCCCGUUCUCUCCUGUUAGUCCGUUGGCUCGCACGUCAGCGUUCGUGACAGAGGAGUGGAACGACAUUUUGUCCAAGGAGCCGAUUGUUACGAUGAAAAACAGCAACAACACGUGGUUGUCGGUGUUGCUUGUGAACGCGGCGGUCGUGAACAAGAUGGAUUCGCUGUACAAGCUGAUGAAUGCGACUAUGGAUGACGGUCUGACCCGGUCGUGGGCGCUCUACAUGGCUGCUACAGCGGGCUGA